This is a messenger RNA of Aureobasidium subglaciale EXF-2481, 573 nucleotides long. RefSeq lists its product as uncharacterized. The record is from RefSeq and is a predicted model, not a curated record. The annotation marks the transcript as partial. The transcript has a single exon. NCBI's taxonomy places the organism in Eukaryota, Fungi, Ascomycota, Dothideomycetes, Dothideales, Saccotheciaceae.
AUGAAGUACACUACAACUGCUCUCGCCGUUGCUGGUAUGGCUGCCACCGUUCGCGGUCACGGUUUCCUCACCUCUCCCAAGGCUCGCAUGCCUGGUGAUGCCUUCCAGGCUGCCUGUGGUCAACAAGUCUACUACAACCAGGCCGGUGACAACUACGGCAACAUCCAAGGCGAGCUCCAAGUUGCAAAGACUCAGACCGACUACAAGGCCGCUGAGUGUAACAUCUGGCUCUGCAAGGGCUUCAAGUUUGAUGACAACAAGGACCUCGUCCAGACAUAUACUCCCGGUCAGAAGGUUCCUAUCAAGUUCGAUGUCCGCGCCCCUCACACUGGCACUGCCAACGUCUCGAUCGUUGAUACUGCCACCAACACUGUAAUCGGUACUCCUCUGAUCUCUUGGGACGUCUACGCUUCCACCGCAUCGGGUGUCCCUGCCGAUCAGACCUCUUUCGACAUCACUAUCCCCGAGGAUCUUGGCAGCAAGUGCUCUACCGCUGGUGCUUGUGUUAUUCAGCACUUCUGGGAUGCUAGAGAGGUUGAUCAGACUUAUGAGUCUUGCAUUGACUUCACCGUC